AUGCAUCCGUCCAUCGCAAACCUCUCGUCGCGCUUGCACCUGUGUGCUGGAGACGUGCCGCCUCCGCUCGUCGGUGCCUCGGCCACGCUGGUAGAGCACGCUCACCAUGGCGCCCCGUCCACCGCCCACGUCUACCUCUUUGGCGGCCGUCUCGUGAGCAGCCGUCGCAUGGUCAACUCGCUCUACCGCCUUGACCUCGACCACAUGAAGUGGUCCAAGCUCACGCCCACCACCAAACCUCUCUCGUCGGACUCUGGCUCCUCGGCUCAAUCCUUGCCCGCACAUCCGCAGCCACGCUACUUCCACUCGGCCGAUCUGUGGAACGACAAGAUCAUCUUCUUUGGCGGCAUGGGCUACUCCCAGCGGCCCAGCCAAGAUGCCAACGCCGCCAAUGCCGCCGCCACGCCUGCAGACGAGCUCUGCGUGCUCGACGAGCUGCUCGCCUUCGACCUCACCACCCAGCAGUGGGACUACUCCUUUGACGUCGUCUCGCGCCACUUUGACGUACAGCCCUCGGAAUCGUCCACCGACUCGCUCCGCCCGGCGCCGCGCUACGCCCACCUCUCGUCGCUCUCGGGCGACACGCUCUCCAUUGUCGGCGGCCAGAACCUCGCGAACCAGUACGUCGAGUCGAUCAACCUCUUCAGCCUCUCGCGCAAUCAGUGGAUCGGCGCACAGCGCUUCCGCAAGCAGUGCGGCAGCUACCGAUCGCUCGCCGUAGGCGCAAAGUCGCUCUACAAGAACGGCGAAAAGGCAAAGUGCUAUCCGCGCGCAAAGGAUCCGCUCGAGGCCGCAGACGCCAACGGCGCGCAACAACCUUCCGCCUCGCCGUCCACAUCGAGCGCUCCAGCACCAUCCAACGCCAACGCUUCGCCGUCAAAGCCGGCCCAGGUAGAGCAGAAUCCGCUCCCCAUGAGCUACACCCCGGCCGCCGCCGAGCCGCUGCCCGUCUACCUCUACUCGAACUACAAUUUCACCGACGUGCGCAGAGAGCUCGAGGUGCUUACGCUUCGAGCCGAUGCCGACGCCAGUCCUGCUUCCAACGAUGCCGACAAGGCGCAGCAGAAGCGCUCGCGCAGCGCCUCGAAUGCCUCUCAGGACUCGGCGCUGGAUGUCGACGGCCCACUCACCCCGUCGCAGGCUUCUGCGCCCGCCUCCUCGGGCCCAUUUGUGUCCAUGCAGGACCGCUCCAACCACAUGGGCGGCGUCACGCUGCCGCCCGGCUUGCGAUUCCCUACGGGUGCACUGCUGGGUCCGUACCUGCUCAUCUCGGGCACCUAUCUCGCCAACGCCACGCAGAGCUUCUCGAUCUGGGCGCUGCAUCUGCCCACCAUGGUGUGGUCGCGCAUCGAGUCCGGCUCCGCGCUCUCGACGGGCAGCUGGAAUCGCGCGCUGCUUUGGCCCGCCAAGAAUCGCCUCGUCGUUGUCGGGCACAAGGAGCGCGACCUGGUGAGUGACUACAACCACCGUCAGACCAACUGGGACCAUGUGGUGGUGCUCGAGCUCGAGGCGUGGGGCAUCUACCAGCCGCCCGCCUCGCCGCUCUCGGAAGCGGCGGUGCAGCUGGGCCUGGACAAGCUCGCUGCAUCGGCACCCUCGGCCAUGGCAUCCGCCCACGCGCUGGCGCGCAGCGGCGGUGGUGCGCUCGGCAGGCCGAAUGCAACCGACGCCACGUCUCCCACCGCGCCGGAUGCUGGUGCUGCGACGCCGGAAGACGGUGUGGAGCAUGCUGUCGAGCAAGGGCUCGAGGCGCUCAGCCUGGGCGGGCGCGGCGACUUUGAGAUUGUCUGCUCGGACGGAUUGCGCAUCGGAUGCGACCGUGCGCUGCUCGAGGCGCGCUGGGCGUGGUUCCGCACCAAGAUGGACGAGUUCCGCCGCAAGGCGCGCCGCACGCUGCGCAUCGCCUACCCGGCCACCAACGAUCAGUUUGGCCUGGGCAUCAUCCCGGAAGACAUUGCCGACUUUCUCGCCGAGGAAGACGAUGAGGACGACGAAGCGAUCGACCCGCUCGUUGCGCCGUCCGGCAACAAGGAUGCGGCCAAGCAUCGCGUCAAGGAUCCUCGCUUCCAGCCGCGCCAUCUGCAGAUCUCGGAGCCGUCGCCGGUGGUGCUGGCGCUGCUGCAGUACAUCUAUACGCUGCGCAUCGGCACGGCGCUUCAGAGGCACCCGGCGGUGGUGUGUGCGCUCAUGGUGCUGGCGAGGACGUACGGGAUGGAGGAGCUGGCGGUCUGGGCGAGCCAUGCUGCUCAUGUUGCGCUUGCCGACGAUCUCAACCCCAAGACGUCGGGCUCGGCGCGGGGGACCGAUGCGCUCUCGCCGUCGUCGUCCAUGACGCAUGCCAUGGACGCAGGUGAGAGCGGCGGACUGGAGCUCUUUAGGCCGGCGGAGUCGCUGGGGCUGCAUCCCGAGGAGCGACAUCGGCUGGCGGUGUGCCUGUACGAGGCGGCGUCGCUGUGCGGGUGCGAGGGGCUGCAGAUCCGCGCGCUGCGCGUCGUCAUGGCCAUCGCGCGCUGGCUGCAGAAGCACGGCGCGGCUCCCAACGGCGGAGGCGGCGGAGCUGCACUCGACAAGCAGCAGGGACGGGGCGAAGGCGCAUCGCGCGAUCGAUCCGGCUCGUCGUCGCACCACGCCAGCGGUAGCAACGGCGCUGGCGCCACCCAGCUGUCGUCGGGCACAUUGCGUGGCGCGAGCAGCUCCAACUAUCGCAACGCCAUGGUAGGGGGUGGUUUGAGUGCGGGCGCAUCGCCCAUGCUGCAGAUGCCGUCGCCGGUGCCGUCGAUGUCCAUGUCGCGCGCCGGGUCGGACACGGCGAGCUCGCACGGCCCACUCACGCCCAACUCGGUGUACCAGAGCUUCCUGGACCGACGCGGCGAUUCGUUCUCGUCGUCGACGGAUGCGGCGCCGGCGUACGGCAGCGCACUGGCGUAUCUUAACGAGGUCGAGUCGCUCGAUGACCACGAGGGGCCAGACCAUCGUAAGCUUACUUCGGCGCAGGAGUUUAGCAGCACCAGGCUGGACAAGAUCGCCGAGACGGCGACGGGGGUGUUGCCAGAGGUGUCGACGACCAUGGUGGCGCCGCACGAGGCGGGUGCGACGGAGGCGAGUGCUAGUGGCGGAUCGACGCGCAAGCGGUUCAGCCUGUUUGGGCGUGGCAUGGUGGCGAGCAGCACGCCGCAGGUGGCCGAGCCGGUGGCGGAGGAGGUGGCGCGAUGCGAGAGUUCGGUGGGCGAUGCGAUGCAGCCCGGGACGACGCUGCUGGACCGACGCGCGAGUUCGAGCCAGACGUCGUCGCCGCUGCUGGCGAGUGACGACUGGUCGAGCCGAUUCCGGCUUCCGCGCCAUUCGAUGAGUUCGCGCGAUGCGACCGCCACAACGAGCGCUGCAUCGUCUGGGCUCAAUUCGCCUGCGCUGACGAUGGACCCUAAGCGUCGGCAUUUGCAGACGUCGGCGGCUUCGUCGCCGGCAAGCGAGCAGUUUCCAGUCAACUCGUACGGCCCACGCUCGGAGCAGGACCAAGCUUCGCGGUCGGCGUCGCAGCACAGUCUCUCGACGGAGGCGAGCGCGACGACGAGUGGAUUGGAACGCAGCGGCUCGAGUGCUAGCGUGCAUGCGGCGGUGACGGGGACGCCGUUGGUGGGGAUUGAGAUGGCGCAGGAUGUGAGCCAUCUGUCUGGCAAGGCGAUCGCCAAGCUGCAGCGAGAGGAGCGCAAGCGGGUGGAGCGCGAGGAGAAGCAGCGCAAGAAGGCGGAAAAGGCCGAGUACAAGCGUCUGGCUGCCGAGGCGGUGUUUGGACCCAAGGGCAGUGCGGGCCCGUCGCCGGCGCUGUCGAGCAGCGACUUUGCCAUGUAUACGGCUGGAACGGCGGGCGAGGCGGAGCGUUCGGAUUCGCAUAGCGGCACGAGCACCGCCAGCCCCCGCACGGGCAGCAGUUUGAGGACGGCGUAUAGUCCACGCUCGCCUGCUACCACCGCGCCCGCCAAGCGUGGAGAGUGGUCGGUCACCACGGCGAAUACGGCGAGUCCGUGGUUCAGCGCUCCGCCGCCCAUGAUGAGCGCACCUGGUCUCAAGGGUAUGCCGAGGGGAAACAGGAGCGCUAGCUCGCUCAGCGGUCGCAGCUCCGCCAAGACGAGGCUCACGUCGUAG
Messenger RNA from Moesziomyces antarcticus, 4143 nucleotides. Its product is annotated as galactose oxidase. The record is from RefSeq and is a predicted model, not a curated record. Gene Ontology annotation, molecular function: protein binding. Gene Ontology annotation, cellular component: cytosol; mitochondrion. The coding region runs from base 1 to 4143 and encodes 1380 amino acids. Gene Ontology annotation, biological process: cell redox homeostasis. The transcript has a single exon. Lineage: Eukaryota; Fungi; Basidiomycota; Ustilaginomycetes; Ustilaginales; Ustilaginaceae.